AUGGCUAACAUGCUGGAAAUCAGGACGGAUGGAAACUCUCUGCUAAAGGCCGUGUGGCUUCGGCGAUUGCGCCUUACGAGGCUUCUGCUGGAGGGUGGAGCCUACAUCAACGAAAGCAAUGACCGCGGAGAGACGCCACUCAUGGUGGCAUGCAUGUCCAAACACUCUGACCAGCAGAGUGUCAGCAAGGCUAAGUUGGUGAAGUAUCUACUGGACAACAAAGCUGACCCUAAUAUUCAAGACAAAGCUGGAAGGACGGCCCUCAUGCAUGCUUGCAGCCAGAGGGCGGGGCAUGAAGUGGUGUCUCUUCUACUUUCCAAUGGGGCUGAUCCAAGCCUGGAAGAUCGUCAUGGAUCGUCUGCUCUAGUCUACGCUGUCAAUGGUGAUGAUAAAGAAACACUAAAAGUUCUCCUUGAUGCUUGCAAAGCUAAAGGCAAGGAGGUCAUUAUCAUUACCACUGACAAAUCUCCAUCUGGAACCAAAACCACCAAACAGUACCUGAAUGUUCCUCCCUCGCCCGAGCUGGACGAGAGAAACUCCCCAGCGCCGUGUGCCUCACCUUCGGAGAUAGAUCUCCAUGCGUCACCGUCUCCCAGCAAAGAGGAAGAGAAAGAUACUGUAUUCAAUUUUCAAACAAAGUUCAAGACGACCUCAAACACAGCUGCAAAACUUUCCAAUGGACUUACGUCCCCCAGUAAGAAGCCAGUAAACCCCAAGCGGGCUCGUCUACCCCAGUUGAAGCGAUUGCAGUCGGAGCCCUGGGGUCUGAUCGCCCCGUCUGUGUUGGCAGCAGCGAAUGAAGAGAACAAGAGAGCAAACUCUGACGAAAAUGUUGUUGCGGGUGUCAACGGCUUGAGUCUGUCCAAAAGAGGCUUUUUGUAUAGGCAUAAUAGCGUAGAUGGAAAAGAUAUCCUGUUUCCAAUGAUGGGGGAUCAGGCGACGAAAAUCUCUCCGUCUUCAUCCCUUCCCUCGACAUCAUCCAAAGCUUCAUACGAGAGAUCUCUAGCACAGCACCAGCCUCUGGCACGACGUAGCACUCUCCCCACGGAGCAGGACGUCUCCGGAGCAAACUUUGGGCCAGCUAGCCUUAGAGAUACAGUGCACCGGAGAAGACUGGGUAAUGAGCACUACGACUCAGACUCCCAGCUAUACACCGAUUCCAGCUUGCUAGACUCUCCCAAGGCACCUAUGGAGAGAAGAAAGCUCAAUACAUCCCCUCUUGCAAUGCUUACAGGUUCGCGAGAGUCCUUGGACAGCAAUCCUAGUACCUCCUCUCCUGGCACAGGCAGAUGCAGAGCACCUGGUCUGUUGGAGCGGCGUGGCUCCGGAACGCUCUUGCUGGACUACAUAUCGCACACGCGUCCGGGUCACCUGCCUCCACUGAAUGUCAACCCUAACCCUCCUAUUCCUGAUAUAGGAGCCAGCAGCAAGCCCUCGUCCCCACUUGCAGCAGGAAUCCGACCGAUAGCUCCAGUAGCACCAAACUCACCAAAGAGAGGCAACCUCAGGACGAAGAAAAAGCUUGUAAGAAGGCACUCUAUGCAAGUGGAACAGAUGAAGCAGCUUUCAAGUUUCGAAGAGCUCAACCACCAAUCAUGAAACUCAAUCUAUGUAGAUGUAGCAAAUUGCAUAGACAGGUGAAAACAAAUACCUAGUAUUUAAAGUCUCACGAGGUUUCAUGAUAUAGUCACAUAU
Molecule: messenger RNA, 1695 nt
Organism: Misgurnus anguillicaudatus (oriental weatherfish)
Lineage: Eukaryota; Metazoa; Chordata; Actinopteri; Cypriniformes; Cobitidae
Gene: ankrd34c
Product: ankyrin repeat domain 34C
Molecular function (GO): protein binding
Source: RefSeq, a predicted model, not a curated record